Belonocnema kinseyi is the source of this 3570-nucleotide messenger RNA. It is a transcript of the gene mRNA-cap, whose product is annotated as mRNA-capping enzyme. The transcript has 9 exons. Gene Ontology annotation, biological process: 7-methylguanosine mRNA capping; dephosphorylation. Bases 438 to 3230 code for a protein of 930 amino acids. NCBI's taxonomy places the organism in Eukaryota, Metazoa, Arthropoda, Insecta, Hymenoptera, Cynipidae. Gene Ontology annotation, molecular function: protein tyrosine/serine/threonine phosphatase activity; mRNA guanylyltransferase activity; protein binding. The record is from RefSeq and is a predicted model, not a curated record.
AUACAUAAUAACGAUCAAGGCUCUAGAGUCUAGAAGCAUUAGAAGCAUUCUAAUCUAACCAAAUUGAUAGCCGCCAAGUGCUGUCAAUUUCAAGCCAGCUGCAGCUGCUAGCCGCGGGCAUGAGACCAUUCAUUUUCAUAAGCUUUUGAGUGUUUUUGAUAGUGAACAUAGAAUAGAGGAACAGUUUAUUCUCUUUUCUGUUUUUCUAUUUGUAUCUUUGUGAACUCCCAACACUCCCAGUAAAAAAUGAACCCAAUAUAGUUAUCAAAACAUAUAUUCGCUCGUGAAAGUUAAUGAAACUCGAUGUAAGAAAAUAGGUUAUGUUCGUAUCGUUCUCUUAUCUGAAACAAAUAUAGCAACUUCAUCGACAUAAAUGAAACUAUUUUAAGUGUGUGAAUUAUAUUCCGACUCACUCUGGAUUGAUUAGAAAAUUAAAAAUGUCAAACCGAAGCGUAGGCAGAGGCCCAGUUCCUGACCGAUGGUUGCAUUGUCCUCGAAAGUCACUUAGAAUUAUUCAAAACAAGUUCUGUGCUUUCAAGACUCCACUCUCUUCCGAAUUCGAUAAUCAAGUACCGGAAGAAUGUAAGUUUUCCGUAAAAAUGCUAUUUGCUUCAUUGAAAAGUCAAAGGUUGAAGAUGGGCAUGUGGAUAGAUUUAACCAAUACUUCGAGGUUUUACGACAGAGAGGAAGUUGAAGAAAAUAGCUGUUCGUACGUGAAAUUACCUUGCAAGGGCCAUGAGGAAGCACCAGAUUUAACCACGACCAAAACGUUUGUGCAGCUUUGUAAAAAGUUUAUACAAAAUAAUCCACUGGAAAUUAUAGGAGUUCAUUGCACUCAUGGGUUCAAUCGUACGGGUUUGCUUAUUAUUAGUUACUUAGUGGAAGAAAUGGAGAUGAGUGUAGACAUUGCCCUUGCUGAUUUUAGAAUGGCAAGGCCACCAGGUAUUUAUAAGUCUGAGUACAUACAAGAACUGUAUAAAAGAUACGAUGACAUCAACGACGCGUCACCAGCACCCCCGAGACCCGCUUGGUGCUUGGAAACAAAUUUCGAGGAUGACGAUGACAGAGACGAGGGUCCUAGUCGAGACAAAUGUAACAUUACUGAUGUUCCAACGAAGAGGAGAAAAAGAGAACAUAAUAAUAGGAAUCCGGUUUUUAUGGCUGGUGUUCCCGGCGUCACACCUCUCUUGGAUUAUCAAGUCGUGAGCGGAAUACAGAGACAUAUUCAGGAUAUCUGUUGCUGGAGCAGAGCUGGAUUUCCAGGAUGUCAGCCGGUUUCAAUGGAUGUUGAGAAUAUCUCGUUAUUGCGUAAGAAACCGUAUCGGGUGUCCUGGAAAGCUGAUGGAACCAGGUACAUGAUGUUGAUACAAGGUGACGGACAAGUUUACUUUGCUGAUCGAGACAAUAGUAUUUUUGAAGUUGUUGGACUCCGUUUUCCACAUGUAAAAGAUACAAAAAGGGUCCUCCAAGAUACCUUACUUGAUGGGGAGAUGGUGAUAGACAUUGAUAAAUCGGAUGGAAAAAAGUAUCCUCGGUACUUAGUUUAUGACGUAAUCAUGUACGACGGCAAGGACGUCAGUAAACGUCCAUUCGAUACUGUUCGCUAUAACAUAAUCGAGAAUGAAAUACUAAAUGGGCGCAGAAGAGCCUUUCAAGAAGGGAGACUAAACAGGGACCGUGAGCCGUUUUCGGUGAGACGCAAGACUUUCUAUGAAUUAGACCAGACUGCCAGCAUCCUUGGAGAAAAGUUUGCGAAGCAGCUUAGCCAUGAACCAGACGGUCUAAUAUUUCAACCCGCUGAGGAACCCUAUGUAACUGGCCAGUGUCCGGAAGUUUUGAAGUGGAAACCUUUGUCUUUAAACUCUGUGGACUUCAAACUAAAAAUCGUCACAGAAUCUGGCUUGGGUAUAGUGCCGAAGAAGGUAGGAUACCUUUAUGUUGGCGGACAGACUGAUGUUCACUUUGCAAAGAUGAAACUCAGCAAGCAGAUGAGAGAACUAAAUAACAAAAUAGUUGAAUGCAAAUAUGAGAAUAAUCAAUGGGUCUUCAUGCGAGAGAGAACUGACAAGUCCUUUCCCAAUUCUUACAAUACCGCUAAAGCCGUUUGCGAAUCUAUUGCCAAUCCAGUAACGAAGGAGAAGCUACUUGAUUACAUUAGGGAGAAUCAGUUUCGCCAUGACGAUUCUGACCUCAUGCCACCUCCCAACCGAACUAGAAAUGUGCAUAGAACAGUACAGCUCUGGUGUACAAAAGAUCUUUCAUCGAAGGAUAAAAGAUCUUUGCGGGUAAAUAUCGAAUACGAUCACGCAACAUUAGUACGUUGGUCUCCAGAUGGAAAAGCGUUUUUGAUUCAUAAGGCAUUAGGAAAUGCAAUCGAAGUUUACAAAAUUUCAAAAAAAUCAGAUGGAACCCUUGCUUCAGCUACGAAAUCUUUAGAGUUUCCAAAGUACCAUGUAGAAGAUGUCGUAGGGAUGGAUAUUGCAUGCACGGGUCGUUACAUUGUAACUUGCAGUAAAGUGAAUGAUCUAGUUAUUUUGGACCUAAAGGGUCAAAUUCUUGCAACUGUCGAUACUUAUCUUGGGACUACGCACCGAGUUCGAAUUUCUCCUUGUGGAAGAUUUGUAGCUGCUUCAGGCUUCACACCCGACGUAAAAGUGUGGGAAGUAGGAUUCACAAAGUCAGGAGAAUUCAAACAGAUCUCUACAGCUUUCAACCUUGCUGGCCAUUCGUCGGGGGUAUAUGAUUUUGGAUUCAGUGCCGAUACUAGUCACAUGGCCACUGUCUCGAAGGAUGGGACUUACAGAUUUUACGAUACAAAGAUUGAGUUUGAAAAAGGCCAAGAUCCACGAACACUCGUUAGCGGACCAUGGGAAUGUGCAACACCUACUACUCUUGCCUUAUCACCUAACGGAGAAGUUCUGGUCAUUGUUCAAGGAUCAUCGUUGUCAUUUUACAUCACCGUUACUGGAUCAUUCGAUACAACUAUCGACGAUAUUUUCAGUGGGCCAAUAACAUGUCUUGCUUUUGAUGCAGCCGGUGAAUAUCUGCUCACAGCUGGAGAUAAACAAAUAAAGAUUUUUCGCAACGUUCCCGGUUAUCGAGCAAUGAUAGAAUCAUCGAAGAAGAAAUUGGAACAGCGACAAACUUCGGCCACGAGGGAACGCUUGGAAAAAACGAUCGCAGACUGUAGAAGUUUCCUCGAAAAAAUGGGCGAAACAUAUCCGCAAUAAUAUAAGAUUUCUGAUGAUUCUUGAAUUGUCGAAUUAUUCAUCACUUUCCGGUAAUAAGCAUUGAAUUCAGAAAAAUUAAGAAUUUGUAUUCCUAUGAUUACGCGAUUUUUCCUCCGUCUAAAAAUCCCCUAAACGAGAACAGAAAAAGUGAAAAUCCCAUUCCUCUCAAUCGACGUAGUAAAAUUUAACAAAAGCAUUUAUUUAACCUAUUUUUCAUUAGUAAAUCCUUUUAUAGCUUAUAAAUUCGAAACAUAUUCAAAUUUAUAUCUACUUAUAUUUUAAUAAUUUAUUUAAAAGUUUUAAAAAUUGCACUAAAGAAAUCUAUUUACAUGUGUGAAUU